UAAAUAGAAGAAGUUCAUAAUUUGUUUUAAUAAAUUUAUCGGAGUAGGCAUUACAAAGGUAUUACUCAGAGUAGGCAAUGAAUAAGAUUUCGAUAUAAUAAAUCAGUCUUGUGAGAUAUUUCAACUCCAACGGACGUGUUUUAAAAAUGUUUUACGAAAGCGACCAGACUUCGGUGGACUUUGAUUCACCCGUUCGACGUCCCCCUGAUCCAUCUAAGCACCGUACUCCUCGAGGACCCUUCCCCGAUUGUCCGUCCGAUUCCGGCAGCCCAAGCCCUUCUGCAAGCCCGUCCAGGUAUCGUUCCUCUCGCCGCCCCGUCCCUGACCCAUCUAAGCACCGUACUCCUCGAGGACCCGUCCCCGAUUGUCCGUCCGAUUCCGGCAGCGCAAGCCCUUCUGCCAGCCCGUCAAGACAUCGUGCAUCCCGUCGUCCCGUUCCCGGCAGAUCGUCCGAUUCUGGCAGCCCAAGCCCUUCCGUCAGCCGGUCAAAAUAUCGUGCAUCCCGUCGCCCAGUCCCUGAUCCAUCCAAGCACCGUACUCCUCGAGGACCCGUCCCCGAUUGUCCGUCCGAUUCCGGCAGCGCAAGCCCUUCUGCCAGCCCGUCAAGAUAUCGUGCAUCCCGUCGUCCUGUUCCCGGCAGCCCGUCCGAUUCUGGCAGUCCAAGCCCUUCCGUCAGCCCGUCCAGGUACCGUUCCUCCCGCUCCGUUCCUGAUCACCCACCCGAUUCUGGCACUCCAUCCGUCCAAGGUCCUGUCAGUCCAUCAAGAGAUCGCUCCUCCCAUCGUCCCGUUGCUGAAUACCCUCCCUCAACGCGUCGCCGAUUGGUUCGGCGUACUUCAUCGAUUCGGAAGCCCGGAUCGAAUAAGCGCGGUUUGUCCCGAAACUGCGGCUCCACGGUUCACUACAAUGGCGCAAAAGCUCCCAAAAAAAUGGUGAGGAUAUCAAUGAAAAAGCGCAUGAGAAAAUUAGAAGCUGCAUUAAAUACACAACGAAAGAUUAGUGUAGCUCUCGCGACCAAACUUAACAGUUCAAAAUCGGCAAAGAAGGUUGAACGUUGUUCAAACGUGUCCAAUUCAGACGAAUUCAUUGAUAUAAUGCAUUCUACUGCGAAUGAAAUUGCAAAUUCGAGAGACCAAGGAGAAUCCUCUUUAUAUAGUUGCAUGAACAACAUGUCGAUUGCCUCGCUGAACGUUCCCGAGUGCAAAUCUUCCGACGGUGAGGAUGAUAUCGACAAGAAGACAUUCCAAAAAUGGAAAGAUUUGCUAGAAACUUCCAUGCAACUUGUGGGGAUAUCGGACGAACUCACCAAAAUGAGAAUUUUCAGAAUCAAAGCUGGCUCAAAGCUUCUCGAUAUACUUGAUAGCACAACAUCUACUCCAGAAAAUCCGAAUGCAGAAAGUCAUCCAUAUUCUAAUGCAAUAGCCAGGCUUACCAAUUCGUUUGGGUCACGUGAUCAUUGUUUGAUGCAGCGUCAAAAAUUACGAUCAAUCUCUCAGAAUGCGGGUGAAACGGAUUUGAAAUUCGUUAAACGCGUAGUGGCUGCCGCCAAAUUAUGCGAUUUUGGAGACGAACAGUUACUGGAAAACGUUGCUUUCGUAAUUCAAUCUCACGCAGAUAAUUUCAAAGUGCGUGAGGCAAGUCGAAAAGUUUUGAGAAAAGGAGGAUCAUUAGCCGCUCUUCUGGAAAAGGUACAGGCAUUUGAGAUGGAGAAAUUCAAUGAAGAAAUAUACCUCAAGAAUCGUAAGAAAUCGGUUGAUUCGGAGAUCGCAGCAGUUUCGUAUGAGCACUCUACCGAAAAUGGCUCUCAGAUCAUAAAAUCUGAUAGCAGCCGCAAUGGUAAACCUUUUAUUCGUAAGUGGAGAGUUCCCCAAGAUCAAGGAAACAAAUAUCGUCAAGACUUUCGAGUACAAUAUCGUAAGCCUUGCUGGAGAUGUACAAGUACUCGGCACUUAGCAUCUGAAUGCCAUGCUAUCGACAAAUCAUGCAGGAAAUGCCUCCGUAAGGGACAUUUGGAGCGUGCGUGUCGUACAGCUCCUUCACAAGAAUUCAUGAAACGGAAAAAUGAUGAUCAUGUACAAGGACCACCUCCAAAAGUACGUCGAGUCGCUGCUGUUUCUAAGGAAGAAGAAAAUGUCGAUGAAACUGCUGUAAGUACUGAGGAAUCGUUUUAAUUUUUUUUUUCCUCAAAUCUGUUAUCCUACACUCAAAUAUCGUUCGUUGUUUAAGUUUUGCAAUAUAUAUAUAUAUAAAUAUAAACUACAAUAAGAAAUUGUUUCGUUAUAAAAAAUAUUCAAACUAAUUAUAAUGGGUUUGUGGGAUAACACAGUUACACAAUCCCACCAUUUUCGUUAUUUCAAUAUGUUGCCCAACGCUUAUAAUUUCAGAAAGCGAAUCAAGUGACCGAUGCUUCAACAAAAGAAAGUGAAGGUAUUGUUGUUGGUUAUAUAGCCAACCACGCCGUAACCUUUUUAAUCGACUCUGGAGCUGAAGUCAAUACGAUUGAUGCAAAAACCUUCGAUCUAUUGAAAAGUUGUGAUUUGUCCUCAAAAACACUACACUGUGUAACAAAGGGCUCCGAUAAACAACUCAAAGGAUAUGCAUCUUCGCGAAGCAUUACUGUCAUAGCCACUUUCGUUGCGGAGUUAACUAUCACUGAAGAUCGUCCAAUAUGCAUGGAAAAGUUCUAUGUUAUUGCUGAUGCUAGACCGUUGCUUGGAAGAAAUACUGCAAUGCGAUACAGCGUUCUUCAAGUCGGUUUGAAUGUUCCGGUCAUGAACAAUGACUCCUUGUUAUUCGAAGAUAGAUUGUUUGCAGGAGAAAUUUGUCAAAUUUCUGAGGAAUUUCCAAAAUUCAACGUGCCUCCGGUGGUUCUUACCUAUGAUAAAACUAAACCGCCUAGUAGGAAUAUCUACACUAGCAUACCACCAGCGUUCAAAGCUGAAACGGAACGCCGCCUGCAAGAUCUGCUAAAUUCGGGUAUUAUUGAGGAAGUCACUGACGACAUGGAUAAAACCUUUUGCUCAUCUCUGUUGGUGGUUCCAAAGGGCAAAAAUGAUAUCAGGUUGGUGGUUGACCUACGGGGACCAAACAAAUGUAUUGUUAGAACACCUUUCCGUAUGCCAACUUUAGAAGAAAUCAUCUCUAAACUGAAUGGGGCACAAUGGUUUUCUACAAUUGACCUUACGAGUGCCUUCUUUCACGUUGUGCUAGAUGUCGAUUCAAGGCACUUAACCAACUUUUUUGCUGGAAGCGCAACAUACAGAUUUGUGAGAUUACCAUUCGGUUUAUGUAAUGCGCCGGAUAUAUUUCAAGAAAUCCUGCAAACGGUUGUUCUUGCUGACUGUGACGGAGAAGUCAACUAUUUGGACGAUGUUCUUGUGUUUGGAAAAACAAAAGAAGAACACGACGCUAACUUAAAGAUGGUUUUAACUAAACUUCACCAACACGGAGUCAAGCUCAAUGAGGAUAAAUGCGUUUUUGGAAAACAGAAAGUGAAAUUCAUUGGGUUCAUGAUGUCUCAAGAUGGCAUGAGCAUAGGUGAAGACAAGAUGACAGCCAUUCGUGAAUUUCGACGUCCGGAAACUCAAAAGGAAGUGAAAAGUUUUCUUGGUCUCAUGAACUUCACGGAACGUUUUAUUUUCAAAAGAUCGGAGAAAACGGAAAAUCUUAGAAUGCUGGCGAAAUCCGAAAGUUUUUACUGGACUAAAAAGGAAGACGACGAGUUCAACUAUCUAAGGCAUGAGGCUUUAAAAUCCAUACAGAAGUUGGGAUAUUUUGACUGCAAAGAUAAGACUGAGAUAUACGUGGAUGCGUCUCCAAUAGGCUUAGGAGCCGUGUUGGUCCAAUUCAACAAUGCCGAAGUUCCACGAAUCAUCGCAUGCGCCUCAAAAACGCUUACGGAGUCAGAAAAAAAAUAUCCCCACACACAGAAAGAGGCAUUGGCAAUGGUUUGGGGAAUAGAGAGGUUUUCUUUCUAUCUCACGGGAAUUUCAUUUGUUGUGCGAACUGACUCAGAAGCAAACAAAUUUAUAUUUGGGAAUGCUUUUCGAACUGGUAAAAGAGCUGUAUCUCGUGCAAAAACUUGGGCCUUGCGUCUGCAGUCGUAUGAUUUUGAAGUAAAAUAUAUACCUGGUCAGCUCAAUGUUGCAGAUGCCCUGUCCAGGCUAAUUUCCGGAACCAAAAUUGAUGAGCCGUUCGACGAAGAUGAUGAUAAGCAUUUGCUCUAUGCCCUCGACGCGGGAUCAAUGAGUAUUACAUGGAGCGAUAUUGAUCUUGCGUCUGAAAACGAUGAUGAACUUGUAGCGGUCCGUUUGGCCUUGACAUCUCAAAACUGGCCACAAUAUCUCAAGCGGUUUGAAGCACACUCCAAAGUAUUACGCACUUUGGGUCCUCGAGUUUUCAAAGAAGACAGAGUUGUUCUUCCUAGAGAAUUACGAGAAGAAGCUUUGAAAACAGCACACCGGGGACAUAUUGGUUGCGCAGCAAUGAAAAGAAUAAUGCGGGAAUACUUCUGGUGGCCGGGAAUGAGCUGUGAUGUUGAAAGCUUCGUGAAGGAAUGUGAAACGUGUUUAGUCGUUUCCAGGCGCAAUCCUCCAAUACCUCUCUCAAGUAGACAGCUUCCCGACGGUCCUUGGGAAAUACUACAAAUAGAUUUUUUAACAGUACCCCAAUGCGGAUCUGGUGAAUUGUUGGUUGCCGUAGAUACGUAUUCCAGAUAUAUUUCAGUCAUUGAAAUGAAAAGUAUCGACGCAAACAGCACCAAUAGAGCUCUGAGUCGGAUAUUUUCAACGUGGGGUCUUCCGAUAAUAUUACAAAGCGACAAUGGCCCCCCGUUCCAAAGCAACGAGUUUGUAUCUCAUUGGGAAGCUAAAGGAGUUAAGGUUAGAAAAUCUGUACCACUAAGCCCACAAUCUAACGGGUCCAUUGAGCGUCAAAAUCAAGGAAUUAUAAAGGCUAUCGCAGGAGCUAAGCAAGACGGUAUAAACUGGAAGCAGGCUUUGGAUAUUUACGUACAUACACAUAACACCUUGAAGCCCCAUUCCCGUCUUGGUGUAACACCAUUUGAAUUACUCGUUGGAUGGAAGUACAGAGGAACUUUUGUAAGCCUGUGGGACUCUUCUGUACAAAUUGAUCGCGAUGAAAUUCGAGACAAAGAUGCAGAAGCAAAACUGACCAGCAAGAAAUUCGCUGACAACCGCAGAGGUGCGAAGGAAUCUGAUAUUGCUGUUGGCGAUAUUGUUUUAAUGGCUACAACAAAGAAAAUCAAGACUGAUCCAACCUUUUCGAAGGAAAGAUUUGCGGUUAUUGCAAGAGAUUGCGCAAAAGUUAUCGUCCAGAGCGAUAGAGGGGUUCAAUAUGCUCGUAAUAUUCAGGAUCUCAAACGCAUUCCAAAAUCUGGAGUAAGUUAUUUAUUUUAUUUUCUAUAUACAUUUGGAUGGCACUGUAUCCUUUGAUUACAUAAUUUUCUUGUGUAUUUUGUCUUGUUCUUUGUUUGUUUUUUUUUCUCAUUUCUAUAUAUAAGCAGAUCAACUCGCAAGACUCGUCAAAAGAUUCUGAUGAAGAAGAUCCUUUUCCCGCUAAUCAUUCCGAACACGGAGAACUCAUAAAUACGGAUUCCGAGAGACGAGAUGAUUUGGGAGGUCCUGCCAAUUCAAGACCCAAAAGAGAUAUUCGUAAACCCGAAAGAUUCAAAAAUAUGUUUAUGUAUCAUGUAUUUGAAUAGAGAGUAGGGGUAGAAUAGAAUGUAGUAAAUAGAAGAAGUUCAUAAUUUGUUUUAAUAAAUUUAUCGGAGUAGGCAUUACAAAGGUAUUACUCAGAGUAGGCAAUGAAUAAGAUUUCGAUAUAAUAAAUCAGUCUUGUGAGAUAUUUCAACUCCAA
This is a messenger RNA of Aedes albopictus (Asian tiger mosquito), 5877 nucleotides long. RefSeq names its product nucleolar protein dao-5-like. Bases 147 to 2171 code for a protein of 674 amino acids. Lineage: Eukaryota; Metazoa; Arthropoda; Insecta; Diptera; Culicidae. The transcript is spliced from 3 exons. The record is from RefSeq and is a predicted model, not a curated record. Gene Ontology annotation, molecular function: zinc ion binding; nucleic acid binding.